Molecule: messenger RNA, 2036 nt
Organism: Hipposideros armiger (great roundleaf bat)
Lineage: Eukaryota; Metazoa; Chordata; Mammalia; Chiroptera; Hipposideridae
Gene: NTF4
Product: neurotrophin 4
Exons: 3
Coding region: 65-697 (210 amino acids)
Biological process (GO): neuron projection morphogenesis; modulation of chemical synaptic transmission; nerve development
Cellular component (GO): axon; dendrite; extracellular region
Molecular function (GO): growth factor activity; nerve growth factor receptor binding
Source: RefSeq, a predicted model, not a curated record
GUGUCCACACCCCCACCUGCAUCUCCCAGCCCCAGGUCAAUUUCACAGACAGGUGCUCAGCGAGAUGCCCCCGCACCCCUCAUGCUCCCUCCCCAUCCUCCUCCUUUGCCUUCUCCCCUGUGUCCCAGUGGAAUCCCAUCCCCCACCCUCACCACUGCCCCCAUUUCCAGCCCCUGAGUGGGACCUCCUUUCUCCCCGAGUAGUCCUGUCCAGGGGCACCCCCGCGGGCCCUCCUCUGCUCUUUCUGCUGGAGGCCAGUGCCUUCGGGGAGCCAGCAGGCAGCCCAGCUAACCGAAGUAGGCGAGGAGUGAGCGAGACAGCACCAGCGAGUCGCCGGGGAGAGCUGGCUGUGUGUGAUGCAGUCAGUAGCUGGGUGACAGACCGCCGGACAGCUGUGGACCUGCGUGGGCGCGAGGUGGAGGUGCUCGGCGAGGUGCCUGCAGCUGGCGGCAGUCCCCUUCGCCAGUACUUCUUUGAGACUCGGUGCAAGACUGACAGCACUGGGGAAGGUGGCCCCGAAGGAGGUGGAGGGGGCUGCCGGGGUGUGGACCGGAGGCACUGGGUGUCUGAGUGUAAGGCCAAACAAUCCUAUGUGCGGGCAUUGACCACUGAUGCCCAGGGCCGUGUGGGCUGGCGAUGGAUUCGAAUUGACACUGCCUGCGUCUGCACACUCCUCAGUCGGACUGGCCGGGCCUGAGGCCCAUGCCUGGGAAUUGGGCAACCAGAGGAAGAGAGCUGGAUGCUAAGGGACAUCAGGGGUGGCCUGGCUGCUCUGGGCCUCAGUUUGGUAACUUGUCAAAUGGUCACAAAGUCACAGCUCCCUGAUCUUGAGAGCUCAAUCUGUGCAAGACAGGUGGUAAAACCAAAUGGGGUUUUGAAGGAUGAAUAGGAGUUCUCGGAUAAACUCGAGGGUGAUGAUGAUGAUGAUGACAGCCAAUGUUUUGAGUGCCUACUGUUUAUCAGCUCUAAUACACAACUUGUCAGACCAACUGUGGUGAAUUUGGCCAUUGGAGGCCCUUGGCAUCUAAGUUGCUGACCAUGGAUCUCAGCGGACAUCACCUCGCCCAUUCUGGAGUGAAUGACAAGGGGAUAUGUCAAGAAGAGGGUGGGGGAGCAUAAAAACUGGAAUAUGUAAGCAACAAGCUGGGAGCUAGGGUUCGAAUGGGAAAUUUACUUGGUCAGAUGGGGCAAGAAUUUAUUUUGAGGUAGUGAGCUACCCAUCACAGUAGGAGCUCAAGAAAGGUUGAAUGAUAGGUCAGGAUGCUAGAGAAUUUGGCCUUGGUGGGGAGUUGGAGUCAGGUUUCUACCACCCUUCCCUGUCCCAACCUUUACCUCACAUUGGGAAAGAAAUAAACCUUAAAUUUGUCCAGCUUGAGUAGGGCAUGAGGUUCUGACCAAGGCUAGGAUCGGGGGUCAUUUGGAGACUGAUAGACCUUGAGUGGGCCAGGAAAAUCCAAUAGGAGAAGGGGUGCCAAAGCCUCAAUGAGGGUGUCAGUGGGACCCUGGGCCAGGCUGCAAAAGGCAACCAGUUUUCUCUGUCUGAAGAAUGGGUUGGUGGGAUGAGAUAAUUGGGACUGAGGAGGCAGAGGACUUGACCAAAAGGUCUUUAAAGUGAGGAAGUGACAAGAGAAAUCAGAGGCAGACCCAUUCUCAGGACACCCCUUCAUGAAUUACCACUCCUUAUCUCAUAAACGUUGUUUUAGGACCAGCUUUGGGCUAAGGACAUAGAAAUCCUAGACCCCCACCAACACAGAAUGGACCCCUGGGAAAGGUGCGGGGAGCAGGGCAGGGCAGGGCAGGGUCUGGCUGCCUCUGUUUCUACAUCUCUGUUCUAGGUCUGCAGUUUCCACUCCCUUUUUUGCUGCUUCCCUGUCUCUCCGUGUAACUUCCCAUCUUGUCUCUGGGUGGAAGUUUUCAAUCAAAUCAAAGGCAGCAGGACAGACGAAACCCACGUUGAUGCUGAUUCCUUCAGCUCACACAAGGGAGGGGAGCCUAGAGAAGUCUGGAAAUCGUUACUCCUGAGAUGGGCAGGCCUG